AUGAAGUUCCUCAAGGUUGGCCGUGUUGCCAUCAUCACCCGUGGCCGCUACGCCGGAAAGAAGGUCGUGAUCAUCCAGCCCGUCGACACCGGCAACAAGGCGCACCCCUACGGCCACGCCCUGGUCGCCGGCAUCGAGCGCUACCCCAGCAAGAUCACCCGCCGCAUGUCAAAGGCACGACAGGAGAAGCGGUCCAAGAUCAAGCCCUUCGUCAAGGUUGUCAACUACAACCACCUGAUGCCCACCCGUUACACCCUGGAGCUCGAGGGCCUCAAGGGCGCCAUCACCUCCGACACCUUCAAGGAGGUCAGCCAGCGCGAGGAUGCUAAGAAGACGGUCAAGAAGACCCUGGAGGAGCGGUACACGAGCGGCAAGAACCGAUGGUUCUUCACCCCUCUGAGAUUCUAG
This is a messenger RNA of Diaporthe citri, 408 nucleotides long. RefSeq lists its product as uncharacterized. Gene Ontology annotation, molecular function: structural constituent of ribosome. The coding region runs from base 1 to 408 and encodes 135 amino acids. The transcript has 3 exons. Lineage: Eukaryota; Fungi; Ascomycota; Sordariomycetes; Diaporthales; Diaporthaceae. The record is from RefSeq and is a predicted model, not a curated record. Gene Ontology annotation, cellular component: cytosolic large ribosomal subunit; ribosome. Gene Ontology annotation, biological process: translation.